CCAGAUUCUUAGAGUCGAAUGAUAUAAUACUAAUACGUUAUGAAUGAAUACCGAAAGUAAAGAAGUACUAAAUCAGCGCGAAAAUUCUAGAACGUGGAACCACUCGGCCACAGACGUCCACCUCAGUCCGUGGCUCGCACACGAAUCCAAUAAAGACUUCAGACGCGAAUGAGGCCUCGAACGCGUUUGUAGUUGGCACUAAAUAGUAGCAAUCUGGAACCUGGAGCAGUAUUAACGAAAACCGAGCGCGGCCCAAAGAAAUAUCGUCGAGAUGGCCGACAGGCGAUUCAGCAUGGUGAACUAUUUCGCGGAGAACGAGGGCUACCGAUGCGGCUACUGCAAGAACCCCGACACGAAUUUCAGUCACGGUAUGUGGGCGUACAUGUUGACGGUGCACGACUACCAGAGCUUGAUAGACAGGGGAUGGAGGCGGAGCGGUAUGUACUGCUAUAAACCCACAAUGAACCUGACCUGCUGUCCGCAAUAUACUAUCAAGUGAGCAAUAUUCCUGAUUCCUGAAUUUGAGAUGUAAUAUGUAUAUAUGAUGUAU
Molecule: messenger RNA, 550 nt
Organism: Wasmannia auropunctata (little fire ant)
Lineage: Eukaryota; Metazoa; Arthropoda; Insecta; Hymenoptera; Formicidae
Product: arginyl-tRNA--protein transferase 1-like
Exons: 2
Coding region: 272-499 (75 amino acids)
Biological process (GO): protein arginylation
Cellular component (GO): cytoplasm
Molecular function (GO): arginyl-tRNA--protein transferase activity
Source: RefSeq, a predicted model, not a curated record